GGGGAGCCGCGUGGGAGUCGCGGGUGGGUGGGCCCUGGGCGGGGCGCGGCGCCUGAUCCCGCCCCCGGAGGAGGCGGCCGAGCCGCGGAGCCUGGCCGCGGGCUGGGCCCGCCGCAGCUCCCGGCCGCCGGCUCGCUCCUGCGGCCCCUCGCCCCGCGGCCCGCCCUGGCCGCGCCCAGCCCCCCGCCAUGCCGCCCGCGGGGCUCCGCGGGGCUGCGCCGCCGCUCGCCGCGCUCGCUCUCCUGGCGCUGGGCGCUCCGCUGGCGCUGGCCGGCGAGGACUGCCUGUGGUACCUGGACCGGAACGGCUCCUGGCAUCCGGGCUUUGACUGCGAGUUCUUCACCUUCUGCUGCGGGACCUGCUACCACCGCUACUGCUGCAGGGACCUGACCUUGCUUAUCACCGAGCGCCAGCAGAAGCACUGUCUGGCUUUCAGCCCCAAGACCAUAGCUGGCAUCGCCUCGGCUGUGAUCCUCUUCGUGGCUGUGGUUGCCACCACCAUCUGCUGCUUCCUUUGCUCCUGUUGCUACCUGUAUCGCCGCCGCCAGCAGCUCCAGAGCCCAUUUGAAGGCCAGGAGAUUCCCAUGACGGGCAUCCCCGUGCAGCCCGUGUACCCAUACCCCCAGGACCCCAAAGCUGGCCCCGGAGCCCCACAGCCUGGAUUCAUGUACCCACCGAGUGGGCCCGCUCCCCAGUAUCCACUCUAUCCGGCUGGGCCCCCCAUCUACAACCCUGCAGCCCCUCCCCCCUAUAUGCCACCACAGCCCUCCUACCCUGGAGCCUGAGGAGCCAGCCUGUGUCUCUGCUGCCCCUUCCGUGUUGCCAACUUUGGGGGUGCCCCAUCGUGUACUGGGGGUGGGCAGACAAAGCCCUGGGGCCUACUGGGGACAGUACAACUGGAGGCAAGUACAACAGGAGCUGAACUGGAACUAGGACAGGAGUGGGGGGAUGGGGAGGGCUUGGGAUUCCCGGGAACAUGACUGAGGGCAAGGGAGGAGGAUGCCAACCCGGGCCACAGCCCCUGCUUUCACCAUCCCAACCAGGAAGGCUGGGGUCCUUCCUGUUUGCCCGCUCCAGGCUGGGGUGGAGGUGGGGGGAGGGUG
This is a messenger RNA of Ochotona curzoniae (black-lipped pika), 1103 nucleotides long. RefSeq names its product shisa family member 4 (gene SHISA4). The coding region runs from base 189 to 785 and encodes 198 amino acids. The record is from RefSeq and is a predicted model, not a curated record. The transcript is spliced from 5 exons. NCBI's taxonomy places the organism in Eukaryota, Metazoa, Chordata, Mammalia, Lagomorpha, Ochotonidae.